Molecule: messenger RNA, 7006 nt
Organism: Schistosoma haematobium
Lineage: Eukaryota; Metazoa; Platyhelminthes; Trematoda; Strigeidida; Schistosomatidae
Product: bifunctional diacylglycerol diphosphate phosphatase/phosphatidate phosphatase
Exons: 6
Coding region: 1925-3373 (482 amino acids)
Cellular component (GO): cytoplasm
Molecular function (GO): dipeptidyl-peptidase activity
Source: RefSeq, a predicted model, not a curated record
GGAGGUAUGACAACGGACUUAACCUUAACACUUUAAAGUGUAGAGUAGUCCACCUGAGACAUGUUGUAGACUACAGUUACAACUUGGACAACUCCCCUCUAGAAAUAUUUAAAGUUGAAAAAGAUUUAGGAGUGCUGGUACCCUAUGAUCUGAAGUUUUACGCAAACUGACAAAAAUACUUUUCGAGCGAACCUCAAACUGGUAACAUUGAGGCGCAUUUUUGGCCAGUUUGACGGAAGAACUUUCCACAUAAUCUUCAACAGUUUUAUUCGUCCCCAGUUAGAGUACGGAAACGUAGUAUUGCCUGCAUCACUCCAAAAGAAUAAGGACACUCCUGAGCGUAUCCAGCGGCGAGCUACGAAAUCAGUUCGGGGACUUAAAUUCAAGCCUUAUGAAGAGCGCCUCCAAUCAAUAAAUCUUCACCCAUUAGAGUACAGACGUCUUAGAUGUGGCCUUACAGCAUCCUUAGCACUUCUGGACAUCCCCUUAAACACCUACUUAAGUUUAGCUCCAACACAAACCUAAGAGGUAACACUCAGAAACUGGAGACACAACAUGGAAGAACGAACUGUAGACACAACUUCUACUCCUAGAAAGUUGUCAAGUGCUAGAAUUCGCUGUCAGCCGAGCUAGUUCAAGGGACUUCCUUAAGAGGAAACUGGACCUAUUCUUCAGGACUACGGCUAGUGUCUUACCAUGAUUUACCAAUUUCUUUCUUUCCUCUAUUAUCGUUAAUAUACCUAGGUUCCUGUCUGGAUGUGUUGGUGAUCCACUGCUAUUAGACCCGGAAGACUGUUAAGCGAAAGCUUCUUCUAUUCUGUCCACAACCAUUUAAACCUUUUGGCGGGAAGAGUGGGCUUACAUCAUAGUUUCUUCUCAGCUGGGGACUGAGUGUAAUUUCAUGAGUCGGCUCCUUUUGCUUUUAAAUUUGUAUUUAACGGGUUGAAAAUAAUCUAGUCAGCUUACACUUACAAAGAUUGUUCCAACCACUCAGAUUCUUGACACGAUAACUUGUGAUCUACUUUUAUAGGUUAAUAAACCUAUCAUUAUUACCCAGGACUAAAGAUUUCAAGAUUAAUGCCGUAUAUCUGAUGCCUAGUUUUCUCUCACUUCCAGUCUAUCUUCAGACCAGCAAUACGCUAUCUUCAAUCUGUUAACAUACUCAGAGCUUGCAAACAGCAUAUACUUUAUCGUAAUAUGGACUUCUAUAUCAAUGUGCCUCCUCCCGUGCAUUUUCUUGAUGUUACUGAAGCGUUCAAAUCACUUAGCAAUGUGGAAAAGGAUUAUGUUUUCAGCUGCACACAAGCGUCUUGGAUUGGAGGUCUCAUAGGAUUAAUUCAAACAUCUCCUGAGUCUGCUGGAAUAUUUUUGUUUGUCAGUCGCUUUUUCCAUUUGGAGAACGUACAUUCCUUUGUUGAAAAAGCGACAAAAAUAAUUUUUCCGAUGAGGAAAUAACCCACAUUUUAUCUUAUUUCGCCUCAGUGCUGGGUAAUUUCGGGAAUUACCUGUCUUUUGGGGACACCAAGUUCAUCCCAGCUAUCAAUGUCGACAGGGUAACAGAAUUUUUAUCGUUGAGUAGUGAAUUUUCUAAUUCAGAAACUGGUCUUAAAGCUUUAUGGAAAGAAAUAGCUCCAGCCAUCUAUUCGUUAAGUCCUCGCCGUUUACGCCUUGGUUUUAGUCCCACUGAAAUAACGUCUUAUUACUCUGAAGACUGUAUUCGAAGUGAUGCUGAACUAGUUCAAAAAUAUCUGGAAAACGUUAAAAUUGAAGCGUAUAAUACCCGACUUUUUAAGAGUAGUAACUCCAACUCCAAAGUUUAUUCGAUUCGGUUUGCGUCGGCUGAGAAAAAAUUCAACCUGUGCAUUUUGAUGCCCUUCCUUCGGGAACUUCUUUGCAGCUCGAGUACGGUGACUACUGCGAACUUAUGGAGUUACUGGUUGACUGCUCUUUAGAUGCCAAAGCACACUCUCUUAACAAAAUCGAAUCAGAAAUGUGGGAUCAUUAUGCUCAGAGCUUUUAUACUGGGUCCUUAGACUCUCACAAAGAUGCUUCUAGACUAUGGGUCAAGGACAAAUGCCCUGUGGUUGAAAAUUACAUUGGCUUUAUUGAAACUUAUCGUGAUCCUUUAGGUGUACGUGCAGAGUUCGAGUCAUUUGUCGCAGUUGUGAAUCGAUCAAUGUCAUCUAAAUUUCAGCGGCUAGUAGACAAUGCUGUUGAAUUGUUAUCUAAUUUGCCAUGGCCUUCUACUUACGAAAAAGACAGGUUCUUACAACCAGACUUUACAAGUUUGGACGUAGUAACGUUUGCAACCUCAGGAAUCCCUGUUGGAAUUAAUAUUCCUAACUAUGAUGAUGUGCGCCAAGUUGAUGGAUUUAAAAAUGUAUCCUUGGGGAAUGUACUCAGUGCUCGCUUCAAGGACCCUAAAUCAGAAUUUCUCCGAGAGGAAGACAAGAAGUUGUAUGUGGAUCAUGCGGAGAGUUCUUUCGAACUUCAAGUUGGACUUCAUGAAUUGUUAGGCCAUGGUUCUGGGAAGCUCUUUCAACGUAGUGGCGAUGGAAUACUGAAUUUUGACACAAAUUCUACGAAAGAUAUCAUAAGUGGAGGUCCCAUACGCAGUUGGUAUGGACCAGGCGAAACAUACGACAGCAAAUUUUCGAGUUUGUCUUCGGCAAUUGAAGAAUGUCGAGCUGAAUGUAUUGGAAUUUAUCUAUGCAAUUUACCACUUGUCUUGGAACAGUUUAAUCUUAAUACUAAUUGCUCUACAGACAGUGUUCCAGAUGUUGUCUACGUUAAUUGGUUGUCCAUGGUUCGUUCAGGCGUAACUUCUAUGGAAUUCUAUUCACCUGCAGAAAACGCUGGCGAUAUUGGUUCUUGGCGUCAGGCACAUUGCUGUGCUCGUUAUGUGAUUUUGCGGGUUUUAAUUGAAGCUGACAAUUCGCUGGUACGUGUAGACGAAAUAGUUGGUGAUGAUGGUGAACCUGAUUUAACUAUUUUCUUAGAUCGCCAAAAGCUUUUGACAGUGGGUCGUCCGGCAAUUGGCGAAUUUUUACGAAAAAUUCAGUAUUAUAAAAGUACAGCCAAUGCUAAAGAUGGUUGCGCCUUCUUCCAGCAUUAUUGUCAAUUGCUACCAGAACAUAUUAAAUUGCGCCAAAUUGUGAUUAAUCGCAAAAAACCUCGACCUAUUUUCGUUCAACCUGGACUCCGUAAAACCCCUCAUGGUGUUGAACUAAUAUCGUAUCCUACAACUUAUGCCGGUGUAAUACAAUCAUUCGUGGAUCGUUAUGGUGAUUUGCCUCUUGGGCAGAAAGCUCUUGAUGCGCUAGAAACAAUUUGGCGCCGUGAACUUCCGUAUUUCAAAAACAUACCACUUUAAGUGACUUGUCACAAAUUGUUAUUUUCAAUUAAUUUUGGUUAAUAUAUUGUAUGUUUAUUGUCUCCACGUGGAUAGAUGAAUAUUGUUUUCAUUUAUUUUUGCUUGGUUAUAGUAUUAGUGGUUGUGUGAUGGUUUACUAGCCCCAAGUUGUGGUAAAUAUGUUGUGUUAUAAUGUUCAAACCUCUCGAUUUCAAUUAUUAAAUUACAGGUUCAAAGUUGCUUUACGUAUGUGGUAUUACUAACCCAUGCAUAGGAACCGGCUUAGAGUUAUGCUCCUGAACCUGUUCUCUUUAGUUAAUAGAAUAGCUUACAAAUGACGGUUAUAGUUUUCGAACUUUUCUUCGUAAUGUAGAUCUUCACCCCACUUCUGUUGACAUUGCAGUAAAAGUUACAAGCCUGUUGUUUCAACUGGAAUGAAAAUCGUUAAUUGAGGCUAGAGUGAAGCUCAUGUUCAACAGUAAGUUCUGUUCAGCUGAGUGAUGUGCGAUCUAAAACUCGCUUAGUAAGUACUUACGAUUUUCUCAAUAAAAGAACAAUUUGAUGCUUUCCUGUUGCUAAUAACGAUAAAAUAUACUGACUGAUCUUUGGUGGGCAAUUUCACCCGUAAUUCUUUCAAGUGAAAUUAGAGUGUUUGUUUAAGCCUCAAUAUACUGGUUCUUCAAAUUCGAAGCAAUGUUAUUUUCACCUGUUUCUAGUCUCAUAGAAAUACGUUGGUCACUUAGCUUGCGUAACUUCUGUUGUAUUGUUACAUUGUUGGGUUCCAUUUAAUAUUAAACAUCAGAGAUGUUUUCUUUUUUUAUCGAAUUAUUGGUGUGAGUAGUAGGUCCCGAAGUUAAGAUUUGUGCUUUUAUCAGAUCUUCGUGGGGUUGCACAUGGAUAAUUCCGAGUUACAUAUAAAUUGUAUUGUACCAUGUCAAGGCCAUAUAGGUUAUUCUAGCUUCCGGACAGACCAGUUUACUUACUUACGCCUGUUACCCCCCAAUGGAGCAUUGGCCACCAACCAGCUUUCUCCAACCCAAUCUGUCCUGGGCCUUUCUUUCUAACUCUAUCCAAUUAUUGUUCAUUCUUCUCAUGUUUGUCUCCAUUUCUCGGUGUAAUGUGUUCUUUGAUCUUCCCCUUUGGCCCUGAUGAUUCCAAGUGAGGGCUUGUCUUGUGACGCAGUUGGAUACUUUCCUCAAUGUAGGUUCUAUACACUCCCAGUGUUUCUUCCUGAUUUCUUCUUCCACUGGAAUCUGGUUUGUCCUCUCCCACAGUAGGUUAUUGCUAAUAGUGUCUGGCCAACGGAUUCUAAGUAUUUUGCACAGGCAACUGUUAAUAUACACUUGUAUCUUCUGGAUGAUGGCUUUCGUAGUUCUCCAGGUUUCCACCACAUACAGUAGAACUGUCUUGACAUUUGUAUUGAAAAUUCUGACCUUUGUGUUGGUUGACAGUUGUUUUGAGUUCCAGAUGUCCUUCAGUUGUAGAUAUGCUACUCAUGCUUUGCCGAUCCACGACUUCACAUCUGCAUCAGAUCCAUCGUGCUCAUCAAUGAUGCUGCCCAGAUAUGUAAAUGUUUUUACAUCGUCCAAAGCUUCUCCGUCAAGUGUAAUUUAUUGGUGCAUGUUACGUUGUAUCGGAGAAUCUUGCUUUUCCGUUUGUCACUCUUUUUGAGUGACAUUUUGACCUUGUCAAUUAUUCGCUUACUAAUCUUGAUAUGGACGUAUGUGUGUGUAUUGCUUAUCAUACUUAUCACAUGUCUGUAGCUUAUUUUUGUUUAACUAUAAAUAUUGAGUCUCGUUUGUCAAAACGAGUUGGUUUGUUGCUUUCUCCGUCUCAUCGUUUUCCAUUUUUCCAAUGACAGUCUGCACUUCGCAUCACUUUCCAUAUAUAUGUAUGUACUCGAAUCUUAUUAAUUGAUUCUACUCUUAAUUCGUUUCUAUAUUCGCUCGCUUGUGCGCGUCAGCUUUUCUGCUCGAAUUCUCUCGGCGUGUUUAUAGCUUAUUGAUCUGUACUUUUCAAUAAUAAACUGGUUGGCGCUUUGUGCUGCCUUCUAAAUUUAGACACCGUUGGGAUUUAUUCAACGGUUAUCAGGGUGCUUGAUAUACAAAGCCUAAGGAAUUAUGUCAAUGCUAAUCCACUGCAAAGUGUCUUUUUGCCAAAGGAAAUUAUAAUGCUGGAUAGGGUUUCUAUCGACUCAAGAUUGUGCGCAUAUCGUUUUGCCUUAGUUUCCUAACCAUGCCAAUUCUCAAUGUUUGUUUCGAUUACUACUUCUUGGUCGUGUAAUUAAGGUUUUCGCUUAGAUUUCCCGAUACUUUAUCUUCUAUAUUUACCACUGGUUGAUCGACUUUCUACAUUUUUGGGGGAAUGUUCUAUUAUGUGAAUUUUUCGUCCUGUUUCCAUGCACAUUACUCAUACAUUAAUACACCGUAGCAAUACAUAAUGAUUUUCUGUUGGAUUUAAUAAAUUUUCAAGCAGAGAUUCAGCUUUCUGUAGGUCAACUGCGCCGAGUUAAGAGAGAAAAAUUCUCAUUCUUUGGUUGUCUGCUUGAAAUAUUCAGGAGCGGGGUAUUUUUCUGAAAGUUAGUGUCACAAACUAAAUUAAUCUAACAGGAUUCUGUUUUCACAGAAGACAUAAAUCAAGUGAUUUAGAAACCAAACCUUUUAUAUUAACACAAGAAGUAUUACAAUAACUGUCAUCUAAAUGUCUAGGCUGAUAUGUUGAUAAAGGUGUUGGUUUUUGUCACAGGAACUGGCUAGAAGAGCUAAUUAGCUUUAUGUUUAUAUAAGUACGUAGGUACAUAUAAUCGAUUCUUUUGUACAGUAACAACCGGUGCUGGAGAGUCGUCAUCUGAUGAUCCUCCAUUGUUUUCUGAAAUGAAUUAAAAUUAAUCGUGAGAGUAUAAAUAAAUCUAAGAUGAUAUAUACAACAGGAUAGAUUGAUAUGUAUUUCAAACUGGCUCGUAGUAAUAAUUUACUUCAUGAACGGAUGGUGUUAACCUAAACUGUAUAUUACAACCACUCAAUAUUAGAUUAAGGUGCAUAUCCGUCUCACAAGUGAGUGGCUAUCUGGACUCAGCAUCUAAAGAGAUAACUUUUUGAGGGUUCGAAGCUAAAGAUAAUAGAUUCCAGUACCAAAGUAAACAUCAGCUCUUGGGUUUAAGUAUAUCUGGCUGAUGAAUUCUAAGUAGGAUGAAACACGCAUCCUGGAUCCCGUCGCUAGCCAUAUCCCAUCUAUUCUAUGUGCGCAUUAAUAUGGGAUUUUUUGCUAGUUAUAGACGUUCAUGGUUUACGUAGUCUAAACUCUUAGUUUCAAUCUUGCUCACUAGAUAAACAAAGCCAUAGCUCACUGUCUAUUUACCGAGCUGAGUGCAAUCAAAUAGUAUAAUUAGUAAAUAUAUAGUAUGGUCAGCUACUAGUUAACUAAUGGCUGUUCAUUCUUUCAAUGGAUAGACCAAUAAGUAAAAAUAUUACUAAUACCUAUGAUUAGAAAAAUAACCAACCUCAGCUUUCCCAUUUUAGUCAUUGGCAUAGAAUCGUGUCAACAGUGGUUCUUUAAGUUUUCAUUAUUUUUAUUUUUGUUUGAUCAUAAGCGUAGUGUGUGGUCUUCAGUUUGGUCAAGUACUCAUUGCUGAUUUGGGUUUAUCAAUCAUGCCAA